CGCUGCCGUCCCAGGUACAAAAGACAACAGGUGAGGGCACAAGAGCAGUACAGGUCACUGUCGUCUCAAGCUGAUGUCUGUAAUAGUCAAGGGUGUCCUCUCCAUCAACAUGAAGCUGUGUCUCCUCAUCUGUGUGGUAAUCGCUGGCACUUUGGGUGAAAGAGCAGGACAGUGUCCAGAACCUUCUGGACUCAUUACUGAUUGCCGUUUUGAUCCUAAGGUCAACUGCAUCUUUGACUCCGAUUGUGCAGCAGGAUUGAAAUGCUGCUCAGAGGGUUGCGGCAAGGUGUGUAAGGUGCCGCUGCAAGUUCACUCAGGAAGGUGCCCCAAGCCCAGCGGGAUGGUUGGCCCCUGCGUGAUUUUGCCCAACAGCUGCAGCAGUGACGCCUCGUGUGCCCCGACGAGAAGUGCUGCAGUGAGGGAUGCGGCAAAGUCUGCAAGAAAGCUGUUUAGCCCUCGAAAUUAUAAGUUUACCCUCAUGUGAACAUGCUGAGGUGGAAAAUUAAAAACUACUGAAGAUG
Pomacea canaliculata is the source of this 521-nucleotide messenger RNA. Its product is annotated as WAP four-disulfide core domain protein 2-like. The transcript has 4 exons. Gene Ontology annotation, cellular component: extracellular region. Gene Ontology annotation, molecular function: peptidase inhibitor activity. Bases 74 to 484 code for a protein of 136 amino acids. NCBI's taxonomy places the organism in Eukaryota, Metazoa, Mollusca, Gastropoda, Architaenioglossa, Ampullariidae. The record is from RefSeq and is a predicted model, not a curated record.